Messenger RNA from Anguilla rostrata (American eel), 1194 nucleotides. RefSeq names its product mitochondrial ribosome-associated GTPase 1 (gene mtg1). Gene Ontology annotation, molecular function: GTP binding; GTPase activity. The transcript is spliced from 11 exons. Lineage: Eukaryota; Metazoa; Chordata; Actinopteri; Anguilliformes; Anguillidae. Gene Ontology annotation, biological process: mitochondrial translation. Bases 194 to 1042 code for a protein of 282 amino acids. Gene Ontology annotation, cellular component: mitochondrion. The record is from RefSeq and is a predicted model, not a curated record.
GGAAACAGUGUUUCAGAAAGUUUUCAGUGUUUUAGUCUUAUGCGAGUUUGAAAUAAAUCGCGAUUCGUUUUUUGUCAUUCCAUUCCAAAAUAUAGUCGUAUAUCUAUUACUUUGCAGUGCGAAACGCAGAAGGAACUCCGUUUUGACGCAUGUUGUUACACGGAAGCAUUAACGUGUUGCAAGUCUGAGACAGAUGAAAGCGAAUCUGAGAAAUGUGGAUUGCAUAUUAGAAAUUCACGACGCCAGAAUACCAUUCACUGGGAGGAAUCCAGUCUUUCAAGAAAGCUUAAACAUCCGACCACAUUUGCUGAUAUUGAACAAAUUGGAUCUGGCCGAUCCAUCCAACAAGCAGAGAGUUCUCAAACAGCUGGAGAAAAGUGGUGUGGAGAAUGUGCUGUUCACAGACUGCCAAAGACAGAUAGAUGCUAACAUUAAAAAGAUCGUUCCCAUGGUGACACAGCUGAUUGAGAGCAGGCCUCGUUACCAUAAGGAAGAGGACACAUAUUACUGCUUGAUGGUAAUCGGAAUACCGAAUGUGGGGAAGUCAUCGCUAAUUAAUGCACUGAGGAGAACAAAUAUGAAGAAAGGCGGUAGAGCUUCUAAAGUUGGAGGUGAGCCAGGCAUAACCAAGGCUGUCUUAACCAAAAUCCAGGUGUGUGAGAGGCCUGCCUUGUUUUUGGUUGACACACCUGGAGUGCUUCCUCCGAAAAUUGAAAGCGUAGAGACGGGGAUGAAGCUAGCCUUGUGUGGAACAAUAUUGGACCAUUUAGUCGGUGAAGACAUUAUGGCUGACUAUUUGCUAUACUCCCUGAACAGACUUGAAAAGUUCAGUUACGUGGAUCAGUAUGACCUCGGCGAACCCAGCGAUGACGUCCAGCACGUCCUGAAGCGUAUCGCCGUCAAGCUGGGCAAAACCCAGAGAGUCAAGGCCAUCACCGGAGUGGGUAACAUCACCAUCACAAUGCCGAACUACACUGCUGCCGCAUACCACUUCAUCAGGGCAUUCAGGCGAGGGGAGCUGGGCAGAGUGACGCUGGACUGAUCACACCGCCCCCUGCUGGUCGGAGGAAUGUUAAGGUGGUCCCAGGUGAUCAGUGAUUCUCCUUCAGGAAGAUUGAAAUGCCCUAUUUUCAGUGCUGUGAUAAAAUUGUGAUUAGGCACAACGCCAUAAUAAAAGGUGUUAUUUUUGUAAAA